AUGUCCUAUUUGAAGCGUAACUGUACUCAUCUCGAAGGCCAAUACAUUUUUCCCGAAGAAUGGAAAAAAUACAGAGUUACGAAACCUCCUACUAGAUAUGUGGAGGACAAUGCAAACAGUUUGGAAUUAAAACCGUUGAUGGUGCCAUAUGGGAUACUGGAUGAAUUGUUCAAAUGGCAUGACAUGGUGAAUUCUGUUUACGACAAGUAUUGUGAACAAGAGAGAUCCGGCUGUGAAAUGACGGAAGUAGAAGCCACUGAAUCAGCAGACAGCAAACAACAUACGCAAUCUGCUGAUAGUGGUUCCGAGGUUAUAGCAACUCCUACACUGCCAAUGAUCACACGGCACAAUGUUCCAUAUCAGAAAUGGCCCAGCCACCUUCCUGAUCAGUUUCUACUUCUAAUCCGAUCGCUGCUUUAUCAAAGAUUCGACCGGUUGAAAAGAUGCCGACAAUCUGAUUUUUCAAAUGACACCCAUAAAUCUACAGAAUUAUCACCCGCGAAAAUAACUAAAGUCCAGCCUAUUGACCUUUCUGCUGAUAAAGUUCUCCAGAAAAAAUUUGUUUCUAACUUGCCGACUAAGACGUCAUCAGUUAAAAAAGAAACGGAACAACCGCAACCUGCUGAAAAUAAGUUUAAGACAACUAAUAUUACUACACCACCGCCAUCUGCUGAAGGAACAUCUACAAGCACCUUACGGCCCGUUAAUCAUUUGCCAUCUACUUCACAGUUAAAUCAACAAGGGACUAGUUAUCAGCAAACUAAUCAUAAUGCUAAGAAGUCAAUAACGUUGUAUAAUUUGUAUCGAAGUGAAUUUGAUGAAAUUGAUUCCAGUCUACAGGACAUUAUUAACAAAACCCAAGAAUGCAGAAGCAAGAUGGCAAAAUUGUUUUAG
This is a messenger RNA of Cotesia congregata, 894 nucleotides long. The record is from the annotation of a GenBank genome assembly. Lineage: Eukaryota; Metazoa; Arthropoda; Insecta; Hymenoptera; Braconidae.